GGUUCAUCUAUAUAUUAGAGGCAUGGUGCUAUGCAUUCGCAUUCAUAAAUAUCAAGCCAAUCGGCAAUCGCUGAGAUUUACUAGUACUUACUGUACCUGCAUAAAUACAUAAACACAUACCAUAUUAUGGCCUCGAGUGAUACUCCUACCCAUGAGGAGGCACUCAGUUUUGAGCCCUCGAUAUGGGGCGACUUCUUUAUCAACUACGAACCACAACCAUUGCAGAGAUCAGAGAGGUGGAUGCAGGAGAGGGCUGAGAAGCUGAGAGGGCAAAUCCAGACACUAUUUGGGACCUGCCACGACAUGUCGGCGAGGAUGAACUUAGUGGAUUCCGUCCAACAUCUCGGAAUUGAUCACCUCUUCCAAGAGGAGAUAGAAGAUGCUCUAACAAGCAUCCAUGGCAGUGAAUUCAGAAGCUCUAGUCUCUAUGAGAUUGCUCUUCGGUUUCGCUUGCUUAGGGAACAUGGGUUUUGGGUGUCUCCAGAUGCAUUCAAUAAAUUUAAGGGAGAUGAUGGCAAGUUUCGAAAUGAUAUAGCGAAUGACCCAAAGGGGCUACUAAGUUUAUACAACGCUGCACACCUCCUCAUUCAUGGCGAGCCAGAACUUGAAGAAGCAAUCUCAUUUGCACGAAAACACCUUGAAUUGAUGAGUCAAGACAGUGUUCUCAACCCUCCAUUAGCUGAGCAAGUCAAGCGUGCACUUAGCCUACCACUGCCAAGGACUUUCAAGAGAGUUGAGACUAUUUGCUACAUGUCGGAGUACGAACGAGAGGUGGGAAAUAUUCCACUUCUUCUUGAACUUGCGAAGCUAGAUUUUAACCUCCUGCAACAUAUCCACUUGGAGGAACUCAAAGCAAUUUCUGAAUGGUGGAAAGAUCUUUAUGGAUAUAUGGAGCUACGUUACAUUAGGGAUCGUACGAUAGAGGCAUACGCUUGGUCCUACAUGAUGUUCUACGAAGAAGACUUUGCAUUCACCAGAAUGUUUGUUGCCAAAAUAAUUGCACUGGAUACUGUGAUGGAUGAUACGUAUGAUGCUCAUGCCACCGUUGAGGAAUGCCGGCAGCUAAACACAGCCAUACAAAGAUGGGACAAAAGCGCUAUUUCUAUUUUGCCGGAGUACCUGAAAAAGUUCUAUAUUAAAUUGCUAAUCAACUUUGAGGAGUUUGAGCACCAAGUGUCCGACAACGAAAAAUACAAGGUUACUUACACCAAACAAGAGUUUCAAAGGCAGUCUACUUAUUACCUACAAGAAGCUGAAUGGUCCUACCAGAAACACAAGCCAAGCUUUAAAGAUCAGGUGGUUUUGUCCACCAAAUCCUCGGCCGUGCAAUUAGUGUGUGUGGCUGCUAUGAUUGGCUGGGGUAAUGCAGUGACGACAGAAGCAUUCGAGUGGGCAGCUAGUGGUAAUGAUGCAGUCAUAGCAUGCGCAAAGAUUGGACGUUUUAUGAAUGAUAUUGCUGCAUUUAAGUGUGGAAAGAACAAGGGAGAUGUUGCGAGCUCCGUAGAGUGUUACAUGAAUGAGAAUAGGGUCACAAGCGAGGUCGCCUUUGCAAAGAUUGAUUCACUGGUCGAAGAUGAAUGGAGAACCACGAACCAGACCCGCCUUGAGCAUGGUACACUGCUGCCCAUGGUGCAGCGAGUUGUGAACUUCACCGUUUCUAUGGUACUCUUCUACGAUGACAGGAAUGAUGCCUACACAUUUGCCACACUUCUUAGGGAGAUUAUAGAGUCUCUCUUCGUGAGGCCUGCUCCCAUCUAGACCUUAAUGGUUAACUUUCUAGCCAAUGUGGCAAUCCAUCUGCAUGUAUACUUGUAUUGAAUAUGCUUUUGGCUUCUGUUAUUCAUGUUAACAAUAAACUUGUGUGCUAAGCUACUUAAUCUGCAUGUGUUUCAUUUUGAGUCUGUAUGCGUGAGCCCACGAUCUAUGUGGAUAGCCAUCGCGAGGAGUCAGUUGUGAGGGCAUCCGAGGCUAGCUCGCUGUCCGCGUCGUGCGCCGAAUUCAAAGACACGUCGUGUGGCUGUGGGGAUGGACGCAGCUAGAUCACGGCGGCAGAAUCGGUCCUGGUGGUUGUAUUUCCAGUUUUUGAGUUGCUUUUUUUAAGGAAGUAAACAGAAAAGCAGCAAUGGUUGCGCUCCACCAAAAUGA
This is a messenger RNA of Oryza sativa Japonica Group (Japanese rice), 2145 nucleotides long. RefSeq names its product tau-cadinol synthase. Gene Ontology annotation, biological process: diterpenoid biosynthetic process. Lineage: Eukaryota; Viridiplantae; Streptophyta; Magnoliopsida; Poales; Poaceae. Gene Ontology annotation, molecular function: magnesium ion binding; terpene synthase activity. The record is from RefSeq and is a predicted model, not a curated record.